AUGAUUAAUCUCUCUUACGAGUUCUUGACAAUGACACUGGCAUUAGAGGGGGCAGAAGACAGUUUGAAGAGAAUUUCUUCUUCUAGUAGUAAUCCUAAAGUUGAACAUUUUCUUGAUUUUAUAAGAACUUUACAUCUUCCAAUAUUGGAGGAAUCAGAUCAAAGUAAUGAAGGGCCAAGCAAAAGUAUUAUGACUACACCCUGCAUUACAAAACUACACCAGGCUGGGGUCAAGUUUAAGUUGGGAUCAAGCAGAAACUUAUUCGAUAUACGAUUCAACGAUGGGAUUCUAGAAAUUCCAAAACUACAAAUACACGAUUACACAGAGCUCACACUCCGUAACCUCCUUGCCUUUGAACAGUGCCAUUGCCAAAACAAUUACAUAAGUGAUUAUGUUUCACUCAUGGAUGACUUUGUGAACACCGAAAAGGAUGUAGAGUUCCUUCUGCAGGAUGGGAUUGUCGAAAAUAUGCUUGGUGACUUCAAUGAGGUGUGCACUCUGAUUAACAACCUCGGAAGAGGAGUUUCUGUGGAUCGUGACAGCUUCUACUUUGCUACUCUUUCUGAGCGCCUCAAUAUCUACUGUAGAAAGCCUUGGAACAGAUGGAAGGCAAAUUUGAGGCAAAAUUAUUUCAAUACACCUUGGGCAACUAUUUCUGUCAUUGCAGCUGUUUUGCUCCUAAUACUGACUUGCAUUCAAGCAGUGUGCUCUAUUAUUUCUGUUAUGCCUUCUAAGAACCAGAGGCAUUAG
Prunus armeniaca (apricot) is the source of this 750-nucleotide messenger RNA. NCBI's taxonomy places the organism in Eukaryota, Viridiplantae, Streptophyta, Magnoliopsida, Rosales, Rosaceae. The record is from the annotation of a GenBank genome assembly.